AUGGGCGAGAAGCCAACAGCAGAGCGGCCACGAUACGUCUUCUUCUUCACAGGCGCCACAGCUUGUGGCAAGUCGACGAUCGCAAAAUAUGUGGCCGAUAACUUGAACCUGACCUUCCUCGAGGGCGACGACUUCCACCCCAAGGCCAAUGUCGUGAAGAUGCACCACGGCGAGGCCCUCACCGACGAGGACCGCCAGGGCUGGCUCGAGGCACUCCGCGACCACGAGACAGCGCACCCCCCAGGGGCGACGUCGCGGCACCUCGUCAUGACAUGCUCGGCGCUGAAGCGGCACUACCGCGACAUCCUGCGCGAGGGUUCGGAGCAGGCUCGGAACCUGCGAGUCCGGUUCAUUUAUCUCGACGCCCCCGAGGAGGUCCUCACGAGGCGGGCCGCGGCCCGUCAGGGGCACUUCGCGGGGAGCAACCUGGUGCAUUCCCAGUUUGAGAGCCUGGAGCCUCCGGAGCUGGAUGAGGGGGAUGUAUUGACCCUCAACGUUGACCGGCCCGUCGAGGAGGUUGAGAAAGAUGCGCUGGAGCACGUGAGGGAUGUAUUAACCGCUUGA
Diaporthe citri is the source of this 564-nucleotide messenger RNA. RefSeq lists its product as uncharacterized. The record is from RefSeq and is a predicted model, not a curated record. Bases 1 to 564 code for a protein of 187 amino acids. Gene Ontology annotation, molecular function: gluconokinase activity. NCBI's taxonomy places the organism in Eukaryota, Fungi, Ascomycota, Sordariomycetes, Diaporthales, Diaporthaceae. The transcript is spliced from 2 exons. Gene Ontology annotation, cellular component: cytoplasm.